AUGGCGCCCAAGAAGAAGGAGCAGGUGAAGAUGGCGCUUGGUGACUUCCUCCAGGACUCAAGCUACGGAGGAUCGUGGGCCGAUGAGGUCGAGGAUACGUUCAGCACUCAGGCUCUGCCUGCCCCCGAGCGUGCUGGCUACCGUCCCAGCCAAGGUGGCUGGGGUAGCAGCGGUGCCGGCGCUGGCGGCGACCGUUCCGAGCGAAGAGACUACGGCGGCUAUUCUUCCAUUCGCGAAAACCUUCCUCAGAAGCUUCCCGAGAGACCUCCUUACACCGCCCACCUCGGCAACCUGUCGUACGAUGCCACCGAGGAGACCGUCAACGAGUUCUUCGAGGGUUGCGAUAUCGUCAGCGUCCGCAUCAUCGAGGACCGCGAGCAGCAGCGCCCCAAGGGUUUCGCCUACGCCGAGUUCAAGGAUCUCGAGGGACUGAAGCAGGCUCUGACUCUGGAUGGCCAGACCUUCCAGGGACGCGCUAUUAGAAUCAAGAUUGCCGAUCCUCCCCGUGGCGGUGACCGUGGCGGUGAGUCCAACCGCGACUUCAGCGACUGGUCUCGCAAGGGGCCUUUGCCCGACCUGCCUGGACGUGGCGGCAACGACCGUCGCCCCUCUGAAUUCGGUGAGCGUCGUGGACCUCGCGAGCCCCGUGAGCCCCGCGAGGAUGACGGCAAGGUCCGUGACUUCGGCAACUGGGAGCGCAGAGGCCCCCUCUCUCCCGUUGCUCCCAGGGAGACUGGCUCCCGUGAAGGCAGCCGUCCCCGCACCAACGACGGACCCCGUGAGUUCCGCGACCGCCGUGAGUCUCCCGCCGCUUGGGGUGAAGGCCAGGGCCCCCGCCAGGACUCUCGCCCUCCCCGCCCUGAGCGCGUCCCCACCGCUGCCGAAAAGGACAAUCAGUGGAGAUCCAACAUGCGCCCCGACGCCUCUGGCAAGUCCGCCAGCCACUCUCGCGAUGGCAGCGAGGCCCCCUCUUCCCCUGCCGCUGCUCCUGCGGCUCCCGUUGGCCGUCCCAAGUUGAACCUGGCCAAGCGUACCGUAUCCGAGGCUCCCGACGUCAUGUCUCCCUCGGCAACUGACUCCAAGGCCAGCCCCUUUGGUGCCGCCCGUCCUAUCGACACUGCCGCGAAGGAGCGUCUGAUUGAGGAAAAGAAGCAGCAACAGCUGAAGGAGAAGCGUGAGGCUGAGGAGAAGGCCAAAGAAGAGCGCCGUCUCGCCAAGGAGGCUGCUGCUAAGGAGGCCGAGGAGAAGGCUCAGCGCGAGGCUGAAGCCGCCGCCAACGGCGAGAACAAGGAGGCCGAGGAGGCCCCCAAGGAGCAGGCUGCGCAGGAAGGCGAGGCCCCCAAGGAAACGAGCGGUUCCGACGAGCAGAAGGUACCUAUCCGAUCCAAGGAGCCCCGGGAGCCCAAGGAGGCGCCCAAGUCUCGCGCUACCGAGGCCAACAGCUGGAGAUCCGCUGGACCUCCUCGUGGCCCCCCGUCUGGACCUCGCGGUGGUCGCGGUGGAGCUCGCGGCGGCGGUCGAUUCGAGGGCGGACGUGAGGGCGGCCGCGAGGGUGGCCGUGCUCCCCGCUCCAACGGCCCUCCCGCCGAGAAGCAGUCACCCGGUUCUCCGUCCGCUGAGCCCGCCGACGGUUCUGCGCCUGUCGAAGACGACGGUUGGACCACGGUCCCUAACAAGGGCCGUCGCAACGUCGGCCCGCGGGGCUCCGCCUAG
Colletotrichum graminicola M1.001 is the source of this 1713-nucleotide messenger RNA. Its product is annotated as RNA recognition domain-containing protein. The transcript is spliced from 6 exons. Lineage: Eukaryota; Fungi; Ascomycota; Sordariomycetes; Glomerellales; Glomerellaceae. The coding region runs from base 1 to 1713 and encodes 570 amino acids. Gene Ontology annotation, molecular function: RNA binding. The record is from RefSeq and is a predicted model, not a curated record.